AAUGGCUUAUGCCAUUAAGGCCAAUAAACAACCACAAUUGAAUAUUUCACAACCAACAUCUACAAUUUCUUCAGUUCCAACCCUUCAUGAGUUUUUUGUAAAACUAAAUAAAGAUUAUGAUGCCGGUGAUAAUGAUUAUUUAAAAUUGGAAAGGCAUUUGCAAGAGAAAAACUAA
Molecule: messenger RNA, 175 nt
Organism: Dentiscutata erythropus
Lineage: Eukaryota; Fungi; Glomeromycota; Glomeromycetes; Diversisporales; Gigasporaceae
Source: the annotation of a GenBank genome assembly